GCGGAACUGGGGAAAGGGAGGUGGGGAAACUGUGUCUUCUCCCUGUCCCCCGUCCUCGACACGCAGUAGCUUUGUAGCGAAUUUCCUGCCGGACCGCGGGCUCCGUAGCAGGGGUGGCCUUGCUGGGCUUGCUCUGCCUGGUCGCCCUGCAGUUGUGGCGGCCUCUCGGGAUUGCGCGAGCGCGAUGGAAUAGCUGGGAAGAUGUAUGCGGCUUCUACUGUGGGUGAAUGGGAUAAUCCUGUUAAACAUAUAGAAGCUGGAGCAUAGCAGCAGAUAUGGAUGAGCAAGCUCUUUUGGGAUUAAACCCAAAUGCUGACUUGGACUUCAGGCAACGAGCGUUGGCCUAUUUUGAACAGCUGAAGAUAUCUCCAGAUGCUUGGCAGGUGUGCGCUGAAGCUUUAGCCCAAAGAAUCUACAGCGAUGAUCACAUCAAGUUCUUCUGCUUUCAAGUACUGGAACAUCAAAUUAAAUACAAAUAUUCUCAGUUAACAGAAGUACAACACCAGCUAAUCAGAGAAACACUCAUAACAUGGCUACAAGCACAGAUGGUGAAUUCUCAAUCGGAGAAGACGUUUAUACGAAACAAAGCAGCUCAAGUCUUCGCUUUGCUGUUUGUUACUGAAUAUCUCACAAAAUGGCCCAAGUUUUUCUUUGAUAUUCUAUCUGUGGUAGGCCUCAAUCCUCGAGGUGUGGACUUGUAUCUCAGGAUCCUUAUGGCAGUUGAUGCUGAACUGGUAGAUAGGGAUGUUGUUCAUACAUCAGAGGAGGCUCGAAGAAAUACCUUGUUAAAAGAUACUAUGAGAGAGCAAUGCAUUCCAAGUUUGGUGGAAUCGUGGUACCAAAUCUUACAAACUUAUCAAUAUACAAAUUCAGAGCUGACAUGUCAGUGCCUUGAAGUAGUUGGAGCGUAUGUCUCUUGGAUAGAAUUGAGCCUCAUUGCCAAUGAAAGGUUUAUAAACAUGCUGCUAGGUCACAUGUCUGUAGAAGUUCUACGGGAGGAAGCAUGUGACUGUUUGUUUGAAAUAGUAAAUAAAGGAAUGGAUCCAAACGAUAAAACAAAGCUGGUAGAAACGUUGUGUCAAGUGUUACAGUCUGCUGGCCUCUUCAGUGUUGACCAGGAAGAAGAUGUGGACUUCCUAGCCAGGUUCUCUAAACUGGUGAAUGGAAUGGGACAGUCAUUAAUAGCUAGUUGGACUAAACUUGUUAAGAUGGGCGAUAUGAAGAAUGCUCAAGAUACUUUACAAGCUAUUGAAGCAAAAGUGCCCCUAAUGUUGCAACUUCUGAUUCAUGAAGAUGACGAUAUAUCUACUAAUAUUAUUGGAUUUUGUUAUGACUAUCUUCAUAUACUGAAACAGCUUCCUGUGCUUUCAGAACAGCAAAAAGCUAAUGUUGAGGCAAUUAUGUUGGCAGUUAUGAAGAAAUUAACAUAUGAUGAAGAAUACAACUUUGAAAAUGAGGGCGAAGAUGAAGCAAUGUUUGUAGAAUAUCGAAAACAGUUAAAACUGUUGCUGGAUAGACUUGCGCAGGUCUCACCUGAAUUACUGUUGGUCUCUGUACGCAGAAUUUUUAACACUACAUUGCAGAAUUGGCAGACCAAGCCAUUUAUGGAAGUGGAAGUAGCAAUACGCCUGUUGUAUAUGUUGGCUGAGGCUCUUCCAGUAUCUCAUGGGGCUCACUUCUCAGGUGAUACAAAAACUAGUGUUCUUCAGGAAAUGAUUCGGACUUUGGUUACAUCAGGUAUUAGUACCUAUCAGCACACAUCAGUAACUCUGGAAUUCUUUGAAACCGUGGUCAGAUAUGAAAAAUUUUUCACCCUUGAACCUCAGCACAUUCCAACUGUAUUAAUGGCUUUCUUGGAUCACAGAGGUCUUCGUCAUACUAAUCCAAAAGUACGAAGCAGAAUUGCUUACCUUUUCUCCAGAUUUGUCAAAUCUCUCAAUAAACAGAUGAAUCCCUUUAUUGAAGAUGUGCUGAAUAGAAUGCAAGAUCUGCUAGAACUUUCUCCACCUGAAAAUGGCUAUCAGGCUUUAUUAAGCAGUGAUGACCAAUUGUUCAUUUAUGAGGCUGCUGGCGUACUGAUAGUGAACAGUGACUACUCUGCAGAACGGAAGCAGGCUCUAAUGAGAAAUCUUUUGACUCCUCUAAUGGAGAAAUUUAAAGAGCUGCUAGAAAAACUUGUGAUGGCACAAGAUGAGGAGAGACAGAUGGCAUUAGCUGAUUGUCUGAAUCAUGCUGUUGGCUUUGCAAGCCGUACUAGCAAAGCUUUCAGCAACAAGCAGACGGUGAAACAAUGUGGCUGCUCUGAAGUUUAUCUGGACUGUUUACAAACAUUCCUACCAGCUCUCAGCUGCCCCUUGCAGAAGGAAGUUCUUAGAAGUGGUGUCCGCACCUUUCUUCACCGAAUGAUUAUUUGCUUAGAGGAAGAAGUUCUCCCAUUCAUCCCUUCAGCCUCUGAACAUAUGCUUAAAGACUGUGAAGCAAAAGACCUUCAAGAAUUCAUUCCCCUCAUAAACCAAAUCACAGCUAAGUUCAAGACCCAAGUCUCCCCAUUUCUGCAACAAAUGUUUAUGCCAUUGCUGCGUGCAAUUUUUGAAGUCCUGCAUCGCCCAGCUGAAGAAAAUGAUCAAUCUGCUGCUUUAGAAAAACAGAUGUUACGAAGGAGUUACUUUGCCUUUCUCCAGACGGUUACUGGCAGUGGAAUGAGUGAAGUCAUAGCCAAUCAGGGAGCAGAGAAUGUAGAGCAUGUUUUGUUCACAAUCAUCCAAGGAGCGGUUGACUAUCCUGAUCCUAUUGCUCAGAAAACCUGCUUUAUUAUUCUGUCAAAGUUGGUGGAACUCUGGGGAGGCAAGGAUGGACCUGUGGGUUUUGCUGACUUUGUCUAUAAACACAUUGUUCCUGCAUGCUUUUUAGCACCUUCGAAGCAAACCUUUGACUUGGCAGAUGCACAGACUGUAUUGGCUUUAUCUGAAUGUGCGGUGACAUUAAAAACAAUUCAUCUCAAAAGGGGCCUUGAAUGUAUUCAUUAUCUUCAACAAGAAUACCUGCCUUCGCUGCAGGUAGCUCCUGAAAUAAUCCAGGAGUUCUGUCAAGCGCUUCAGCAGCCUGAUGCUAAAGUUUUUAAAAACUAUUUAAAGGUAUUCUUUCAAAGAGCAAAACCUUAAGAUGUCUACUGGAAUCUUUGCCUGUUUUCCUUAAUCAGGAACACCAGAUAUUAAUUUAUAUGAAUGCUAAAUUUUGUGCCAUUCGUACUUAAUUUCUCCCCUUUGGAAAGAUGUUGCUCUAUGCUUAAAUUGGUAUGUAUAUUAGCCUUUUUUCUGUAAAAAUGAAAAUGAAAUGCCCCACAGUGUGUUGGUUGAUACACAAAGGCAGGUAGACAACACAGGUUGUCUGUGUUGCCUACACGGAACACUCUGUAUAGGAUAAUUGUAUGCUGUAAUUAGUACAGUAAAAAUCCACUUCAUUUUGAAAUUAAACAAUGUAUAAAUUCCCUCCAAACAAAAAGCAAUGGUUAUAAAUUGUGUACAUUUUUAAAUACUGAGUAAAAUAUGUGCAUAUUAGUAAUAAAAAUCAUUUGUUCAUGAAUGGUGAUAUAAAAUAAAACAAUUAAAACCCCA
Molecule: messenger RNA, 3614 nt
Organism: Varanus komodoensis (Komodo dragon)
Lineage: Eukaryota; Metazoa; Chordata; Lepidosauria; Squamata; Varanidae
Gene: XPOT
Product: exportin for tRNA
Exons: 25
Coding region: 276-3161 (961 amino acids)
Biological process (GO): intracellular protein transport; tRNA re-export from nucleus
Cellular component (GO): nuclear pore; nuclear matrix; cytoplasm
Molecular function (GO): small GTPase binding; tRNA binding
Source: RefSeq, a predicted model, not a curated record